This is a messenger RNA of Cercocebus atys (sooty mangabey), 12355 nucleotides long. RefSeq names its product A kinase (PRKA) anchor protein 9 (gene AKAP9). Lineage: Eukaryota; Metazoa; Chordata; Mammalia; Primates; Cercopithecidae. The transcript has 49 exons. Gene Ontology annotation, biological process: regulation of ventricular cardiac muscle cell membrane repolarization; regulation of Golgi organization; positive regulation of peptidyl-serine phosphorylation. Gene Ontology annotation, cellular component: Golgi stack; synaptic membrane; cis-Golgi network. Gene Ontology annotation, molecular function: protein kinase A regulatory subunit binding; potassium channel regulator activity; molecular adaptor activity. The record is from RefSeq and is a predicted model, not a curated record.
GGAGACGAAGAUGGCGGCGGCGGCGGCGGUGACGGCGCUUCCCGUGCGGCUGAGGGCGAUCCGCCAGUGAGCGCCGAGACUGUUUCCACUUCGGGCGGGGGAGCGCCGGCCUGGCUCGGCUCUCUGGGCAGCGGAGCUUGCUGUCCCACCUCCGUCGAAACCGACCUUUCCCCGACCACCCCUCAACCCCUGUUUUCCCCUGCCUUCCUUGCAGAGGCCAUGGAGGACGAGGAGAGACAGAAGAAGCUGGAAGCCGGCAAAGCCAAGCUUGCCCAGUUUCGACAAAGAAAAGCUCAAUCGGAUGGGCAGAAUCCUUCUAAGAAGCAGAAAAAAAAGAGAAAAACGACAAGCAGUAAACAUGAUGUGUCAGCACACCAUGAUUUGAAUGUUAAUCAAUCACAGUGUGAUGAAAUGUACAUAAAUAGUUCUCAGAGAGUAGAAUCAACUGUGACUCCUGAAUCUACAAUAAUGAGAACUCUACCUAGUGGAGAAAUAACCAGUCAUGAGCAGGUCUUCUCUGUGGAACUGGAAAGUGAAAUUUCAACCACAGCAGAUGACUACAGUUCAGAGGUAAAUGGUUGCAGUUUUGUGAUGAAAACAAGAAAACCUACAAAUUUAUUAAGGGAAGAAGAAUUUGGUGUUGAUGAUUCUUAUUCUGAACAAGGAGCACAGUACAGUCUGACUCACCUAGACAUGAUGGAAAGUGAGUUGGCUGGGAAGCAGCAUGAGAUUGAAGAGCUAAACAGAGAGCUGGAAGAAAUGAGGGUUACCUAUGGGACUGAAGGACUGCAGCAGUUACAAGAAUUUGAAGCUGCCAUUAAACAAAGAGAUGGCAUUAUAACCCAGCUCACUGCUAAUUUACAACAAGCAAGAAGAGAAAAGGAUGAGACAAUGAGAGAAUUUUUAGAGUUGACAGAACAGAGUCAAAAAUUACAGAUUCAGUUUCAGCAAUUGCAGGCUAGUGAAACUCUGAGAAACAGCACUCAUAGUAGCACAGCUGCAGACUUACUACAAGCCAAACAACAGAUCCGCACUCAUCAACAGCAGCUUGAAGAACAAGACCACUUACUAGAAGAUUAUCAGAAAAAGAAAGAAGACUUCACAAUGCAAAUUAGUUUCUUGCAAGAAAAAAUUAAAGUAUAUGAAAUGGAACAAGAUAAAAAAGUAGAAAACUCAAAUAAAGAAGAAAUACAGGAAAAGGAGACAAUCAUUGAAGAAUUAAACACAAAAAUAAUAGAAGAAGAAAAGAAAACUCUUGAGCUAAAGGAUAAAUUAACAGCUGCUGAUAAAUUACUAGGAGAAUUACAAGAACAGGUUGUGCAAAAGAACCAAGAAAUAAAAAAUAUGAAAUUAGAGCUGACUAAUUCUAAGCAAAAAGAAAGACAAUCUUCUGAAGAAAUAAAACAGUUAAUGGGGACAGUCGAAGAACUUCAGAAGAGAAAUCAUAAAGACAGCCAGUUCGAAACUGAUAUAGUACAACGAAUGGAACAAGAAACACAAAGAAAGUUAGAACAACUCCGAGCAGAGCUGGAUGAGAUGUAUGGGCAGCAGAUAGUGCAAAUGAAACAAGAAUUAAUAAGACAACACGUGUCACAGAUGGAGGAACUUAAAACACGGCAUAAGGGAGAAAUGGAGAAUGCUUUAAGGUCAUAUCCAAAUAUUGUAGUUAAUGAAGAUCAGAUAAAGUUAAUGAAUGUGGCAAUAAAUGAACUGAAUAUAAAAUUGCAAGAUACUAACUCUCAAAAGGAAAAACUCAAGGAAGAACUAGGAGUAAUUUUAGAAGAAAAGUGUGCUCUGCAGAGACAGCUUGAAGACCUUUUUGAAGAAUUGAGCUUUUCAAGGGAACAAAUUCAGAGAGCUAGACAGACAAUAGCUGAACAAGAAAGUAAACUGAAUGAAGCACAAAAGUCCCUUAGUACAGUGGAAGAUUUGAAAGCUGAGAUUGUUUCUGCAUCUGAAUCCCGAAAGGAACUAGAAUUAAAACAUGAAGCAGAAGUUACAAAUUAUAAGAUAAAACUUGAAAUGUUAGAAAAAGAAAAGAAUGCUGUGUUAGACAGAAUGGCUGAAUCACAAGAAGCUGAAUUAGAGAGGCUGAGAACACAGCUUCUAUUUAGUCAUGAAGAAGAACUUUCCAAACUGAAGGAAGAUUUAGAAAUUGAACAUCGAAUAAAUAUUGAAAAACUUAAAGAUAAUUUAGGCAUUCACUAUAAACAGCAGAUAGAUGGUUUACAGAAUGAAAUGAGUCAAAAGAUAGAAACCAUGCAGUUUGAAAAAGACAAUUUGAUAACUAAGCAGAAUCAAUUAAUUUUGGAAAUUUCGAAGCUAAAAGAUUUACAGCAGUCUCUUGUAAAUUCAAAGUCAGAAGAAAUGACUCUUCAAAUCAAUGAACUUCAAAAAGAAAUUGAAAUACUCAGACAAGAAGAAAAGGAAAAGGGUACACUUGAACAGGAAGUUCAAGAAUUACAACUUAAAACAGAACUAUUAGAAAAACAGAUGAAGGAAAAAGAGAAUGAUCUUCAAGAAAAAUUCACACAACUUGAAGCAGAGAAUAGCAUUCUUAAAGAUGAAAAGAAAGCUCUUGAAGACAUGUUGAAAAUACAUACUCCUGAUAACCAAGAAGAAAGAUUGAUUUUCAUAGACUCCAUUAAGUCCAAAUCCAAAGACUCUGUCUGGGAAAAAGAAAUAGAAAUACUUACAGAGGAAAAUGAGGACCUCAAACAGCAAUGUAUUCAGCUAAAUGAAGAGAUUGAAAAGCAAAGGAACACUUUUUCAUUUGCGGAAAAAAACUUUGAAGUUAACUAUCAAGAGUUACAAGAGGAAUAUGCUUGCCUUCUCAAAGUAAAAGAUGAUUUAGAAGACAGUAAAAAUAAACAGGAAUUAGAGUAUAAAAGUAAGCUUAAAGCACUUAAUGAAGAGCUUCAUUUGCAAAGAAUAAAUCCAACUACAGUGAAAACGAAAAGUUCUGUCUUUGAUGAAGACAAAACUUUUGUAGCAGAAACAUUGGAAAUGGGUGAGGUUGUUGAGAAGGAUACAACAGAACUCAUGGAAAAACUUGAGGUAACCAAGCGAGAGAAAUUAGAGCUGUCACAGAGACUAGCUGAUCUUUCUGAACAAUUGAAACAGAAACAUGGUGAGAUUAGUUUUCUAAAUGAAGAAGUUAAAUCUUUAAAGCAAGAGAAAGAACAAGUUUUAUUGAGAUGUAGAGAGCUAGAAAUCAUUAUUAACCACAACAGGGCAGAAAAUGUACAGUCAUGUGAUACUCAAGUAAGCUCUUUAUCAGAUGGAGUUGUGACUAUGACAAGCAGAGAUGCUGAAGGAUCAGUUUCUAAAGUAAAUAAAAGUUUUGGUGAAGAAUCAAAAAUAAUGGUGGAAGAUAAAGUUUCUUUUGAAAAUAUGACUACUGGAAAAGAAAGUAAGCAAGAACAGUUGAUUUUGGAUCACUUACCAUCUGUUACAAAGGAAUCAUCACUUAGAGCAGCUCAACCAAGUGAAAAUGAUAAACUUCAGAAAGAACUCAAUGUACUUAAAUCAGAACAGAAUGAUUUAAGGCUACAGAUGGAAGCCCAACGCAUUUGCCUCUCUCUGGUUUAUUCAACUCAUGUGGAUCAGGUCCGUGAAUAUAUGGAAAAUGAAAAAGAUAAAGCUCUUUGCAGUCUUAAAGAGGAGCUUAUUUCUGCUCAAGAGGAAAAGAUCAAGGAACUUCAGAAAAUACACCAGUUAGAGCUACAGAAUACGAAAACUCAAGAAACAGGUGAUGAAGGAAAGCCUUUACAUCUGCUCAUUGGAAAACUUCGAAAGGCAGUGUCUGAAGAAUGUUCUUAUUUUUUACAGACUUUAUGCAGUGUCCUUGGUGAAUAUUAUACUCCUGCUUUAAAAUGUGAAGUAAAUGCAGAAGAUAGAGAGAAUUCUGGUGAUUACACUUCUGAAAAUGAAGAUCCAGAAUUACAAGAUUAUAGAUACGAAGUUCAAGACUUUCAAGAAAAUAUGCACACUCUUCUCAACAAAGUAACAGAAGAAUACAACAAACUCUUGGUACUUCAAACACGACUAAGCAAGAUUUGGGGACAGCAAACAGAUGGUAUGAAACUUGAAUUUGGAGAAGAAAACCUUCCAAAAGAGGAAACAAAGUUUUUAUCAAUCCAUUCUCAGAUGACCAGUUUGGAAGACAGUGAUGUCAAUCAUAAAAGCAAGUUAUCUUCUCUACAACAUCUUGAAAGAACUGAACAACUUGAAGAACAAGUUCAAGAAUUAGAAAGCCUCAUAUCCUCUUUGCAGCAACAAUUGAAAGAAACUGAACAAAGCUAUGAGGCAGAGAUCCACUAUUUACGGAAGAGGCUUCAAGCUGUUAGUGAGUCCACAGUUCCGCCAAGCUUCCCUGUUGAUUCGGUGGUAAUUACAGAAUCUGAUGCACAGAGAACAAUGUACCCUGGAAGUUGUGUGAAAAAGAAUAUUGAUGGUACAAUAGAGUUUUCUGGUGAAUUUGGAGUGAAAGAGGAAACAAAUAUCGUUAAGUUGCUUGAAAAACAAUACCAAGAACAAUUAGAAGAAGAAGUAGCUAAGGUUAUUGUGUCAAUGAGUAUAGCAUUUGCUCAACAAACUGAACUGUCUAGAAUAUCUGGGGGAAAAGAAAAUACUACAUCAUCAAAGCAAGCACAUGCUGUGUGUCAGCAAGAAAAACAGCAUUAUUUUAAUGAAAUGAAAUUAUCACAGGAUCAAACUGGUUUUCAGACUUCUGAGACAGUGGAUGUGAAAUUUAAAGAAGAAUUUAAACCACUUAGUAAAGAGUUAGGAGAACAUGGAAAGGAAAUUUUAUUAUCAAAUAAUGAUCCCGAUGAUAUACGAGAAUCAAAGGACUGUGUACUGACUAUUUCAGAAGAAAUGUUCUCCAAAGAUAAGACAUUUAUAGUCAGUCAGUCUAUUCAUGAUGAGAUUUCGGUGUCAAGCAUGGAUGCUUCUAGACAACUAAUGUUGAAUGAAGAACAAUUGGAAGAUAUGAGGCAGGAACUUGUACGACAAUACCAAGAACAUCAACAGGCAACAGAAUUGUUAAGGCAGGCACAUAUGCGACAAAUGGAGAGACAGCGAGAAGACCAGGAACAGCUACAAGAAGAGAUUAAGAGACUUAAUAAACAAUUAGCCCAGAGAUCCUCCAUAGAUAAUGAAAACCUGGUUUCAGAGAGAGAGAGGGUGCUUUUAGAGGAGCUGGAAGCACUAAAGCAGCUGUCUUUAGCUGGAAGAGAGAAGCUGUGUUGUGAGCUGCGCAACAGCAGUACGCAAACACAGAAUGGAAAUGAAAACCAAGGAGAAGCUGAAGAACAGACAUUUAAAGAAAAGGAAUUAGACAGAAAACCUGAACAUGUGCCUCCUGAGAUUUUGUCUAAUGAAAGGUAUGCACUCCAGAAAGCUAAUAACAGACUUUUGAAGAUCCUUUUAGAAGUUGUAAAGACAACAGCAGCUGUUGAAGAAACAAUUGGUCGCCAUGUCCUUGGGAUUCUAGAUAGAUCUAGUAAAAGCCAGUCAUCUGCCAGCCUAAUUUGGAGGUCAGAAGCAGAGGCAUCUGUAAAGUCAUGUGUCCAUGAGGAACAUACAAGAGUUACAGAUGAAUCCAUUCCCUCUUAUUCUGGAAGUGAUAUGCCAAGAAAUGACAUUAAUAUGUGGUCAAAAGUAACUGAGGAAGGAACAGAGCUGUCACAACGACUCGUGAGGAGUGGUUUUGCUGGAACUGAAAUAGACCCUGAAAAUGAAGAACUUGUGCUGAACAUUAGCUCUCGACUACAAGCAGCAGUUGAAAAACUCCUAGAAGCCAUAAGUGAAACUAGCAGUCAGCUUGAACAUGCGAAAGUUACACAGACAGAGUUGAUGCGUGAGUCAUUUAGACAGAAACAAGAAGCAACAGAGUCCCUUAAGUGCCAAGAAGACCUUCGAGAGCGCCUUCAUGAGGAGUCCAGGGCCAGAGAACAGCUAGCUGUGGAGCUCAGUAAGGCUGAGGGUGUCAUUGAUGGCUAUGCAGAUGAAAAAACUCUUCUUGAAAGGCAAAUUCAGGAAAAAACUGAUAUAAUAGAUCGUCUUGAGCAGGAGUUGUUAUGUGCAAGUAACAGAUUGCAAGAAUUGGAGGCAGAGCAACAGCAGAUCCAAGAAGAAAGAGAAUUACUGUCCAGACAAAAGGAAGCUAUGAAAGCAGAGGCAGGCCCAGUUGAACAACAAUUACUACAGGAGACAGAAAAAUUAAUGAAGGAAAAACUAGAAGUACAAUGUCAAGCUGAAAAAGUACGUGAUGACCUUCAAAAACAAGUGAAAGCUCUAGAAAUAGAUGUGGAAGAACAAGUCAGUAGGUUUAUAGAGCUGGAACAAGAAAAAAAUGCUGAACUAAUGGAUUUAAGACAGCAAAACCAAGCAUUGGAAAAGCAGUUAGAAAAAAUGAGAAAAUUUUUAGAUGAGCAAGCCAUUGAUAGAGAACAUGAGAGAGACGUAUUCCAACAGGAAAUACAGAAACUAGAACAGCAACUUAAGGUUGUUCCUCGAUUCCAGCCUAUCAGUGAACAUCAAACUAGAGAGGUUGAACAGUUAACAAAUCAUCUGAAGGAAAAAACAGACAAAUGCAGUGAACUUUUGCUCUCUAAAGAGCAGCUUCAAAGGGAUAUACAGGAAAGGAAUGAAGAAAUAGAGAAACUGGAGUUCAGAGUAAGAGAACUGGAGCAGGCGCUACUUGUAGAGGACCGAAAACAGUUUGGAGCUGUAGAAGCUAAACCAGAAUUGUCCCUAGAAGUACAACUGCAGGCUGAGCGAGAUGCAAUAGACAGAAAGGAAAAAGAGAUUACAAACUUAGAAGAGCAAUUAGAACAGUUUAGAGAAGAACUGGAAAAUAAGAAUGAAGAAGUUCAACAAUUACAUAUGCAAUUAGAAAUACAGAAAAAGGAAUCUACUACCCGCCUACAAGAACUUGAACAAGAAAACAAAUUAUUUAAGGAUGACAUGGAGAAACUGGGACUUGCCAUAAAGGAAUCUGAUGCUGUGUCUACUCAAGACCAACAUGUACUAUUUGGGAAAUUUGCCCAAAUAAUACAGGAAAAAGAGGUAGAAAUUGACCAAUUAAAUGAACAAAUUAUGAAACUCCAGCAGCAACUUAAAAUUACGACAGAUAACAAGGUUAUUGAAGAAAAAAAUGAACUGAUAAGGGAUCUUGAAACCCAAAUAGAAUGUUUGAUGAGUGAUCAAGAAUGUGUGAAGAGAAAUAGAGAAGAAGAAAUAGAGCAGCUCAAUGAAGUGAUUGAAAAACUUCAACAGGAAUUGGCAAAUAUUGGACAGAAGACACUAGUGGAUGCUCAUUCCCUCCCAGAAGAAGCAGACAGUUUAAAACAUCAAUUGGAUAUGGUUAUAGCUGAAAAGCUGGCCUUGGAACAGCAAGUAGAAACCACUAAUGAAGAAAUGACCUUCACGAAAAAUAUACUUAAAGAAACCAAUUUUAAAAUGAAUCAGCUAACACAGGAAUUAUCCAGCUUAAAGAGAGAACGUGAAAGUAUGGAAAAGAUUCAAAGUAUACCAGGGAAAAGUGUUAACAUGGCCAUAGAUGAUCUGAGCAAAGACAAACCUGAACUGGAAGUAGUCCUUACAGAGGAUGCUCUUAAAUCCUUAGAAAAUCAGACAUACCUCAAAUCUUUUGAAGAAAAUGGCAAAGGUUCCAUAAAUAAUUUGGAAACAAGGUUGCUACAACUUGAGAGCACUGUUAGUGCAAAGGACUUAGAACUUACCCAGUGUUAUAAACAAAUAAAAGACAUGCAAGAACAAGGCCAGUCUGAAAUAGAAAUGCUUCAAAAGAAGAUUCUAAAUCUACAGAAAAUACUUGAAGAAAAAGUGGCUGCUGCUCUUGUGAGUCAAAUCCAACUUGAGGCAGUUCAGGAAUAUGCAAAGUUCUGUCAAGAUAAUCAGACAAUUUCAUCAGAACCUGAAAGAACAAAUAUUCAGAAUUUAAAUCAACUAAGAGAAGAUGAGUCAGGGUCAAAUAUAUCAGCAUUAACCUUGAGAAUAUCAGAAUUAGAAAGCCAGCUUGUUGAAAUGCAUACUAGUUUGAUUUUAGGAAAAGAACAAGUAGAAAUUGCAGAAAAAAAUGUUUUAGAAAAAGAAAAGAAGCUGCUAGAACUACAGAAGCUAUUGGAGGGCAGUGAGAAAAAACAGGGAGGGAAAGAAAGGAAAAGAAGCCCUCAAGAUUUUGAAGUUCUCAAGACAACUACUGAGCUAUUUUUUUUUUAUGUUUUUUUUUGAUUUUUAAAUGAACUCGAGGCUCUUAGAGCUGAAUCAGUGUUUUUUUUAGCUUUUUUUUUCGGUUAUAAAGAAAAGACUGAAAAACUUCAAGGAGAGCUUUUGAUAAAAGAAACAAAUAUGGCAUCUCUUCAAAAAGACUUAUUUUUUUUUAGUUUUUUUUUCGCAGAGGCAAAAGAGAAAUUGUCCAUUUUAGAAAAAGAAGUUUUUUUUGCGUUUUUUUUUAACAAAAAGGCCUGCAUGUUCGAGCCACUUCCUGUAAAACUUUUUUUUUGCAUUUUUUUUUAGACAGAUGGGGCUCUGAAGGUCAAUAGCAGCAAUCAGACUUUUUUUUUUCUUUUUUUUUUUGCAGGAAUACAAAUUGAUUUACAGAGUGAAUGUUCCUCAGUUUUUUUUACUUUUUUUUUUAGUCAGUUUACUGAAAAAAUUGAGAAGAUGCAAGAACUACAUGCUGCUGAAAUUUUGGACAUGGAAUCCAGACAUAUUUCAGAAACUGAAACCUUAAAGAGGUUUUUUUUUGUUUUUUUUUUGUUACUGAAAGAGGAAUGUGGUACCUUGAAGGCAGUGAUACUUUUUUUUAGAUUUUUUUUUGGAUCCGCAAUUCCUGAGUUAACACAUUCUGAUGCUUUUUUUUUUAGUUUUUUUUUCUCCAGUGAUUCUGGAUCAGACUGGGGUCAGGGAAUUUAUCUUACUUUUUUUUAAGUUUUUUUUUCAGCAUCAGAAGGCCGAGGAGAAGAAAGUGAAAGUGCAACAUUUUUUUUUCCUUUUUUUUUAAAGGGAUUACUGAGAGCUGUCCAUAAUGAAGGCAUUUUUUUUUUUUUUUUUUUUUAGUCUCCCUAUAAUGAUGGAGAGGACCAUUCUAUUCAGCAGAUUUCAGAAUCUUGGCUAGAAGAGAGAAAAGCUUACCUCAGUACAAUCUCAUCUCUAAAGGAUUUAAUUACCAAAAUGCAACUGCAAAGAGAAGCUGAGGUUUAUGAUAGUUCUCAAUCUCAUGAGAGCUUUUUUUUCUGUUUUUUUUUACUACUGCUUGCCCUUCAACAAGUUUUCUUAGAAGAGCGUAUUUUUUUUCUAUUUUUUUUUCGGACGGAGCUGACAGCUCUAGGUACUACAGAUGCAGUUGUAAUCUCUUUUUUUUCAAUUUUUUUUUUAUCAACAAAUAUUUAUAAACCAAAUAUGAGUUGCUUGAUUUUUUUUUUAAUUUUUUUUUUGUUCUGUGUAGAACUCUUGGAAUAUAAUAUACAGCAGAAGCAGUCUCAAAUGCUGGAGAUGCAAGUGGAGCUCAGCAGUAUGAAAGACAGAGCAACGGAACUGCAGGAACAGCUGAGUUCUGAGAAAAUGGUGGUGGCUGAACUGAGGAGUGAGCUUGCACAAACUAAACUGGAACUAGAAACAACACUCAAGGCACAGCAUAAACACCUAAAGGAAUUGGAGGUUUUUAGGUUGGAAGUUAAAGAUAAGACAGAUGAAGUACAUUUGCUUAACGACACAUUAGCAAGUGAACAGAAAAAAUCAAGAGAGCUCCAAUGGGCUUUGGAGAAAGAGAAAGCGAAGUUGGGACACAGUGAAGAACGGGAUAAAGAAGAACUUGAGGAUCUGAAGUUUUCACUUGAGAGUCAGAAACAAAGGAAUCUUCAGCUAAAUCUACUUUUGGAACAACAGAAACAACUACUGGACGAAUCCCAGCAAAAAAUAGAAUCACAGAGAAUGCUAUAUGAUGCCCAGUUGUCAGAAGAACACGGUCGAAACUUAGAGCUUCAAGUACUUCUUGAAUCUGAGAAAGUUCGAAUUCGGGAAAUGAGUAGUACCCUAGAUAGGGAGCGGGAAUUGCACGCACAGCUGCAGAGCAAUGAUGGUACUGGGCAGUCUCGGCCAUCCUUGCCCUCAGAGGACCUACUGAAAGAGCUGCAGAAACAGCUAGAGGAAAAACACAGUCGCAUAGUAGAACUGUUAAAUGAGACUGAAAAAUAUAAACUGGAUUCUUUGCAAACACGACAGCAAAUGGAAAAAGAUAGGCAGGUUCAUAGGAAAACACUGCAGACAGAACAAGAGGCCAACACUGAGGGACAGAAAAAAAUGCAUGAGCUCCAGUCCAAAGUGGAAGAUCUUCAGCGCCAGCUGGAAGAGAAAAGACAACAAGUUUAUAAGUUAGACCUUGAAGGACAGAGACUACAAGGAAUCAUGCAGGAAUUCCAGAAGCAAGAACUAGAACGAGAAGAAAAACGAGAAAGUAGAAGAAUUCUGUAUCAGAACCUUAAUGAGCCAGCCACAUGGAGCUUAACCAGUGAUCGAACUAGAAAUUGGGUUCUUCAACAGAAAAUAGAAGGAGAAACAAAGGAAUCAAACUAUGCUAAAUUGAUUGAAAUGAAUGGAGGAGGAACCGGCUGUAAUCAUGAAUUAGAAAUGAUCAGACAAAAGCUUCAAUGUGUAGCUUCAAAACUACAGGUUCUAGCCCAGAAAGCCUCUAAGAGACUACAGUUUGAAAUAGCAGAUGAUGAAGAUUUCAUUUGGGUUCAGGAAAAUAUUGAUGAAAUUAUUUUACAACUACGGAAAUUAACUGGCCAACAAGGUGAAGAGCCCAGCUUGGUGUCCCCAAGUACUUCUUGUGGCUCCUUGACUGAAAGACUACUGAGACAAAAUGCUGAGCUGACGGGGCAUAUAAGUCAACUGACUGAAGAGAAGAAUGACUUAAGGAACAUGGUUAUGAAGCUGGAAGAGCAGAUCAGGUGGUAUCGACAGACAGGAGCUGGUAGAGAUAAUUCUUCCAGGUUUUCAUUGAAUGGUGGUGCCAACAUUGAAGCCAUCAUUGCCUCUGAAAAAGAGGUAUGGAACAGAGAAAAAUUGACUCUCCAGAAAUCUUUGAAAAGGGCAGAGGCUGAAGUAUACAAACUGAAAGCUGAACUAAGAAAUGACUCUUUACUUCAGACUCUAAGCCCUGAUUCUGAACAUGUCACUUUAAAGAGAAUUUAUGGCAAAUACUUGAGGGCAGAAAGUUUUCGAAAGGCUCUCAUUUACCAGAAGAAAUAUCUGCUGCUGUUACUGGGUGGGUUCCAGGAAUGUGAAGAUGCCACUUUGGCCCUGCUUGCCCGGAUGGGGGGGCAGCCAGCUUUCACGGAUCUAGAGGUGAUCACCAAUCGCCCAAAGGGCUUCACCAGGUUUCGGUCGGCCGUCAGAGUAUCCAUUGCAAUUUCCAGAAUGAAAUUUUUGGUUCGACGGUGGCAUCGAGUCACAGGUUCUGGUUCCAUCAAUAUUAACAGAGAUGGCUUUGGACUGAAUCAAGGUGCAGAAAAGACUGACUCAUUUUUUCAUUCUUCUGGUGGGCUGGAGCUAUAUGGAGAACCAAGACACACAACGUAUCGCUCAAGAUCAGAUCUGGACUAUAUUAGGUCCCCUUUACCAUUUCAGAAUAGGUACCCAGGCACUCCAGCUGAUUUCAUUCCUGGUUCUUUAGCAUGUUCUCAGCUUCAGAAUUACGAUCCUGACAGAGCCCUAACAGAUUAUAUCACUCGGCUGGAGGCACUGCAAAGACGACUUGGAACUGUACAGUCAGGUUCAACUACUCAAUAUCAUGCUGGCAUGAGAAGAUAAUCCUUUGAAACAUCAUUAGUUGAAGUGAUUUUAAACAGAUUUCAUUUUGUAAAUCAUUGGUUCUUUUGUGCUUUUGUAUUGUGAAUAUUCGAUGGGACCAAUAUGAACACAGCUUAUGAUUGUAUACAAAUCCCUUGCCAGCACAUGAAAACAAACUGGAAUUUGUAUAUAUAAGCAUUGUGUAUGCAUUCAUGCACAAUAAUCAUUGAAUUACCUGUAUAUUUGUGGAAUGCUAAUUUAAAACAUUAAAUUAUGAACCUUGUGUAUUUAUCAAAUGGGUGAAAAGAUUAAACUUUUACGCAUUACAAUACUGCUGAAUGUGUAGCUCGAGGUGUCCUGCACUUUCCUUAUAAGGCUACUGAAGUUACAUGUUUUGCCUAAUAUAUUCUACUGGUGAUAAAAACAGAUAAUAUCACUUGUAGAGACCUAUUUUUGUAUAAUGGUAGAAGUUUCGAAUUUUAUGGGGUAUUUUGUCAAGUACUGAAAUAAAAAUGACUUCACCAUUUUCACCACA